CCGGCGUAGCGCGCCAAAUGCAAACCAAAAUAUUCGUGCGUUGAGAGAACCGGGUCGGAGAAUGUGAACCAUGAAGCUAAUCUGCGAAACGUGCGUGGUCAACCGGUCCGGACCGCCGUCCGGCGGCAAGCGAGCCUUCCAGAAAACCGUGCUGGCGGUGGGUAACGACAAAAAGUCCUCCUCGUCGUCGGAGGAACCGGUCAUCAUGCUGAUCACCAACUCCAACAAGAGUGGCACCCGGUACGGGUUGCGGAAGAAUGUGGGCAAGAUCUUUACCCGGUUUUUGGCGGAGGGAAAGGCGACGAUAUCGUUCCAGAUUCCCGAGCACGACGUGCAGAUCAAGAGCGAGGUCGUUCAGUUGACUGGGUUUUUGAAGGUGCUGCGAGCGGUGCUUACGGGAGCGGGAGUUGAUGGUCCGGAUGGGGGCGCGAAGCUGUCGUGUCUGUCGAUGGUGAAUAAGAAGACGUCGGCGGUGCUGGCCGCUUCGAAUAAGGUGCUGGCCACAAAGUGCGUCAUUAAGAGUAGAGGGGAGUAUCCGUUGAAGGGAUUUUCGAGGAAUUUGGUGUCUUUGCAAAUCUCGGACAUUAAGCUGUGCCGGUUUGAUCCGCAGAUCUUGCUGCUGAAGAGUUUGAGGGUGCUGAAUUUGAGCAACAAUUGCAUUGAAAAGAUUCCACAGGCGCUCGGUCAGAUGAGACUGGUGGAAGUUGAUUUGUCCGGGAAUGCACUUCAGAACCACGCGUGGGAAUGGCUGCGGGAACCGGCCAUCCAAUCGAGCCUGCAAAGUCUCAACAUAUCCUCCAACAACCUCACCUACUUCCCCUCGAGCUUAAUCUACUGCCGUGUCCUAGUCCGUCUCGACAUCCAGAUGAACCACCUGCAGAAGCUGCCCUUCGCCGUCUGGAAAAUGUCCCGCUUGCGCUUCCUCAACCUGGCCCGCAACCAGCUCGCAUCGGUCCCCGAAUCCAUGACCCGCAUGAAGCUCGACCAGCUGGAUCUGUCGGAGAACAAGCUCAGCCAGGACGCCAGCACCGUUCCAGAUCUUCGCAUCCCCGCACUUCCCGGCCAGAUGCCGGCGCUGUGGGAAAUGGCCGCACGCGUCGUGGUCGCCCGCAAGAUUCACUACGCCCCGGGCAUUAUUCCGUUCCUGCUGGUGGAAAUCAUGAACCGCACGCCCAUCUGCGGCUGCGGACUGCUCUGCUUCACGUCACGGGUCUACGAGCGGGCCAAAGUCGUCCGGCUCAACUGCCAGCACCUGAUCAUGGACAGUAACCACGUGGUGUACGCGGACGCGGUCUUCUGUAGCCAGCGGUGCAGCACCAGGCAGUGAUUCGUUUAUUUAUUU
Molecule: messenger RNA, 1342 nt
Organism: Culex pipiens pallens (northern house mosquito)
Lineage: Eukaryota; Metazoa; Arthropoda; Insecta; Diptera; Culicidae
Gene: Lrr47
Product: leucine-rich repeat protein 1
Exons: 1
Coding region: 71-1327 (418 amino acids)
Molecular function (GO): protein binding
Source: RefSeq, a predicted model, not a curated record